This is a messenger RNA of Linnemannia hyalina, 1311 nucleotides long. The record is from the annotation of a GenBank genome assembly. Lineage: Eukaryota; Fungi; Mortierellomycota; Mortierellomycetes; Mortierellales; Mortierellaceae.
AUGCAAUACGACCUUGAGAAAAAGGACUCCAGGUCCUCACAAAAAGCUCACUCGGUCUCGAGCGACCACGAGGCCGGAAAACACAAUGGCGAUCUCCGUGCCGAGAGACCCUCCCAGGGUAGCAGUUACCAAGCUUUCUUCAAUAUUGUCUGUGUCGUCGCUGGAACUGGAACCCUCGGACUCCCUUACUGCCUUGCCCAAGGUGGAUGGAUUGGUGUAGUUAUCCUAGUCCUCUCCAUGUUCAUGUCGAUCUACACCGGCAUCCUCCUGAUCAAAUGCCUCUACUACAACGGUCACACCCGAGUGGCAUCUUACCAAGAAGUCGGAGCCCAUGCCUUUGGGCGUUGGGGUCAGGGUGCUGUCUGGUUUUUCCACACCUCUGUCAUCAUCGGAGUCCCCGUCAUGUUCUUUAUUCUGUCCGGUUCCGAGAUCAGAGAAUUGACGAAGGCGUCGGCCCCUGGGAUUAGUAAAGAGGUUUGGAUCUGGAUCUGCUGUUGCUUUGUCUCGAUUCCUUUUGUCCUUAUGAAGACUCUCAAGGAGGUUUCUCUCCUCAGUAUGUUUGGUGUGGCGGCAACUGCAGUACUGGUCGGCGUCGCAACUGUAGAGUCGAUCGUCGACUACCCGAACCGCGUCCCCUUCUCCUACGACAUCAUCGUCGUCCGCAACCUCCCCACCGUCGUCGCAACAAUGUCUGUCUGCUUUGGAGGAAACGUCGUCUACAUGCACGUCGAGGAAGCUAUGCGCCACCCAAAGUCCUUCAACAAGGUCCUCGCCUACGCCAUGAUGUUCUGUUGUCUCUUGUAUACCGUCGUCGCCAUCCCUGGGUACCUUACUUAUGGUCCUUCUGCCCAAUCGCCCAUCUUGUCGAGUUUGCCGCAGAAUACGUCGAGGAAGGUGGCGACGAUUAUGAUCAUUGCACAUGUGCUCCUUGCGGCACCGGUGUUGAUGACCUCGUUCGCGCUCGAGAUUGAGCGCAUCGCUCAUGUUACUGUUGAGCACCGGGGCCGAUUCGGGGAGAGGAUCUGGAGGACGCUUAUCCGCUUGGGCAUCAUGGGAGUCGUUGGAGGAAUCGCCUGUUUGGUGCCGUACUUUGAUUCUUUUCUGUCAUUGUUGGGGGCUUUCGGAAACUGUAUGUUGAUCUACGUGAUGCCGAUCGGGUUCUACUGGAAGUUGAUUGGGUGGAGGACGAUGAAGUGGUACGAGUUGUGUUGGUGCGGGAUUGUGCUGGUGAUUGGGUUGUUGGGCUGUGUUAUUGGAUCGAUAGAUGCUAUUAAGGCUUUGCAUCGGGAUUUUACUCAAGGUCGCGAGUAG